Molecule: messenger RNA, 591 nt
Organism: Fraxinus pennsylvanica
Lineage: Eukaryota; Viridiplantae; Streptophyta; Magnoliopsida; Lamiales; Oleaceae
Source: the annotation of a GenBank genome assembly
AUGCCUUCCCCUCUGUUUAUGGUUGCGAUAAAUUUCAAGAAGAUCGAUCCCCAAAAAUCUAAGAUCAAUUAUCAGCCACAAGGAGAUGUCAUCAGAUGCUUUUCAGAUCUCACGGACUCUAGUAUUAAUCCGUGUUGUUACAGUAUCAUGGCGAAAGCUGAAGGUGAUGGUAAGGAACCAAUGAACGAGCAAGCAGUCGCCAACAUCUAUGGUGCCAUGAGGGCCGAGAUCAACCAAAUUUACUCCAAAAUUACUGAACUCGAGAUGGAGGUCAGCGAGCAUUCACUUGUGAUCAACGCAAUUAAACCUCUUGAUCCGUCGAGGCGUUGCUACCGGAUGAUUGGAGGUGUCCUUGUGGAAAGAACCAUUAAAGAAGUCUUGCCGGCUGUCCAGCGCAACAAGGAGGGGAUUGAAGAGGUAAUUAAUCGACUUAACGAAGCCUUGGAGAAAAAGAAAAAGGAGGUCACUGAAUUUGAGGCCAAAUACAAAAUCAGAAUUAAAAAAACUGAUGGUGAAAUGAAAGAUGAGAGUGGUAAGAAGGAAGGGAAUGCACAGGGAGUCCUUGUUGGUCCUGCAACUGUUAAUGAGUAG